AAUUUAUAUAACGCUGUGUUUUGUAACAUGAUCAGUGUCCCAAAGUAACCAGACUAGCUUAACGAGGCCAAGAAAUGUUGCGCGGGAAAAUCGUAUCAAAACACAAAGCUAUUCGGUUAUGCCCAAGCCACACUUGUUCUUUCAUUAAUUUCACUACCUCGUCAACACCUUUCUUACAAAACUCUACUAGCUCACUUAACUUAUUUUCACCUUACUUCACUCCGAUCCAGAACCUAGUAAACCAAUACAAAUCACCCCAUGCCCACCUCACUUUAAGUCCUUUUUCACAUAAAGAUCACAAUUUUUUGGACCAAACUUCACAAAAGUUUGAAAAUCUUGUGUUUAAGUGCAAGAAUUGUUGUGAUAUAAGGGGUGCUAAACAGCUUCAGUCACAUGUGAUUAAAGAUGGGUUCUUUAGUGAUGUGUUCUUGUCGAAUAGUCUUAUUAAUUUGUAUGUUAAAGUUGGUGAUUUGGGGUCUGCGAGGCUGGUGUUCGAUGAAAUGUCUGAGAGAAAUAUGGUCACUUGGGCUUGUUUGGUUUCUGGGUAUGUUCAGAAUGAGUUGUCUGAGGAGGCUUUUGCUGUUUUCCGAGGUAUGGUGCGUGAGGGGAUUGUUCCGAAUAGUUAUGCGAUUGGGAGUGUUUUGCGAGGGUGUUAUGCCCUUGGAAGUAGGGGUGUUGUGCCUGGUUUGCAGAUUCAUGGGUUGGUUUCGAAAACGGUGUAUGCGUUUGAUGUGGUUGUUUGUAAUGUGUUAAUUUCGCUUUAUGGGGGGUGUAUGGAGAGUCCGGAUUAUGCAUUUCGUGUUUUUGGUGAGAUAUGUGAGAAGAAUUCAGUGUCGUGGAAUUCUAUUAUUUCGGUUUAUUCUAAAAGAGGCGAUGCGUGUUCUGUGUUUGAGCUGUCGUCUGACAUGCAGAAGGAGGGAUCUGGAUUUAGUGAGUAUACAUUCGGCAGCCUGAUUACUGCAGCAUGUUCUUCUGUUGAGUAUGGAUUGUCUUUGCUUAAGCAGAUUUUGGCCAAAGUUGAAAGAUUUGGUUGUCUUGAAGACCUGUAUGUGGGCAGUGCUUUGGUGAGUGGUUUUGCAAGAUUUGGUUUGCUGGAUAUAGCUAUCGAGAUUUUUAAACAGAUGGGGGCGAGGAAUGCAGUGACUUUGAAUGGACUGAUGGUUGGAUUGGUCAGGCAAAAAAGAGGAGAAGAGGCAUUUUAUAUUUUUAAGGAGAUGAAUGAUUUGGUUGAAAUUAAUUCUGAUUCCUAUGUUGUCCUCUUGAGUGCUUUGGCUGAAUUUAAAUUGCCUGAUGAAGGAAGAAGCAAAGGUAAGAUGGUUCAUGGCUAUGUUAUUCGAACUGGUUUAUGUGAUUUUAAGGCUGAAAUUGGGAAUGGUCUGAUCAAUAUGUAUGCAAAAUGUGAUGCAAUUGAUGAUGCUUGCUCUACAUUCAAGCUCAUGAGAAACAAAAAUUCAGUUACAUGGAAUUCUUUAAUUUCUGCUCUUGACCAGAAUGAAUGUUUUGAAGAUGCAAUAAUCAGCUUUCAUGAUAUGAGGAGAAGUACCUUGAUUCCCUCGAAAUUCACCCUUAUUAGUGCUCUGAGUUCAUGUGCUAGUUUGGGUUGGAUGAGAAUGGGAGAACAAAUACAUUGUGAAGGGCUAAAGUUAGGACUAGAUACGGAUGUUUCUGUAUCAAAUGCUCUUCUUUCUGUAUAUGCAGAGUGUGGAUGUAUUACAGAAUGCAAGAAAGUUUUCUCCUUCAUGCCGGACCAUGAUCAAAUUUCCUGGAAUUCGAUUAUUGGAGCGUACUCUAAUAACGAGGGACCAAUUUCUGAAAUUAUAAACCAUUUCAAGAAAAUGAUGCAAGAGGGAUGGAGUCCUAAUGAUAUUACCUUUAUAAACACCCUUGCAUCAGUAUCAUCUCUAACUUCUUGUGAACUGGGCAGACAAAUCCAUGCAUUAGUAAUUAAGUGUGCACUUAUGAAUAGCACUCCCAUUGAGAAUGCCUUUCUUUCUUUCUAUGGGAAGUGUGGUGCAAUGGUGGAAUGUGAAAAUAUUUUUUCCGGAAUGUUUGACAGGAGGGAUGAUAUGAGUUGGAAUUCCAUGAUUUCUGGAUACAUACAUAAUGGGAUGUUACCCAAUGCCAUGAAUUUGGUUAGACUUAUGUUGCAGAGUGGCCAGAAAUUAGAUUGCUUCACAUUUGCAUCUGUUCUUAGUGUGUGUGCCUCAGUUGCAACCUUAGAGCAUGGCAUGGAAGUUCAUGCUUGUGGAAUUAGAUCUUGUAUGCAAUCUGAUGUUGUAAUUGGUAGUGCGCUUGUUGACAUGUAUUCCAAGUGUGGAAGAAUUGAUUAUGCUUCUAGGUUUUUUGAGCUAAUGCCUGUGAGGAACAUUUAUUCUUGGAAUUCAAUGAUAUCAGGCUAUGCACGACAUGGCCAUGGAAACAAGGCUUUAGAUAUAUUUGCAAAGUUGAAGCUACAUGGCCCUUUGCCAGAUCCUGUUACCUUUGUCGGUGUCUUGUCAGCAUGUAGUCAUGUAGGGUUGGUCGAUGAAGCGUUCAAACAUUUUGAAUCUAUGUAUAAAGUGUACAGACUGACUCCUCGGAUGGAACACUAUUCUUGUAUGGUUGAUCUUCUAGGACGUGCUGGAGAAUUUGAUAAGUUAGAGGACUUUGUAAACAGAAUGCCAAUGAGUCCAAAUGAUCUUAUAUGGAGAACAGUUCUUGGGGCUUGUUCUAGAGCAAAUGGUCGUAAGAAUGACUUGGGAAGGAAGGCUUCUGACAUGCUGAUGAAAUUAGAACCCCAAAAUUCUGCCAACUAUGUGCUGCUUUCUAAUAUGUAUGCCUUUGGAGGAAAGUGGGAAGAUAUGGAAAGGACUCGAAGAGAUAUGAGCAAGGCAGCGAUAAAGAAAGAAGCUGGAUGCAGUUGGGUCACUAUGAAGGACGGGGUUCAUGUUUUUGUCGCAGGAGACAAAUUGCACCCAGAUAAAGAUGCAAUAUACGAAAAACUCAGGGAACUUCAGACAAAAAUGAAAGAUGCAGGAUAUGUGCCUGAAACAAAAUUUGCUCUGUUUGAUCUUGAUCCAGAGAACAUAGAAGAACUUCUGAGCUAUCACAGUGAGAGGCUUGCAGUUGCUUUUGUUCUCACUCGCACAUCAGAAUUGCCUAUAAGGAUAAUGAAAAAUCUUCGAGUUUGUGGGGAUUGCCACUCUGCCUUCAAAUAUAUAUCGAAAAUUGUUUGUCGGCAAAUAAUUUUAAGAGACUCAAGCAGGUUUCAUCAUUUUGUCGAUGGAACGUGUUCUUGUGGAGAUUACUGGUGAUUGAAAUCAUGUGAAUUGCAGCACAGUGAUUAUUUGCAAAUGUCACACCAAGUGUGUAAUGCGAACAGCUUAUUUUCAUGCCGAAGACAUUUUACUUGCACAGAAUGAGAAGAAAACUGAUGUUGCUAUUGCCUCUAGAUCAGCAAUUGCAGAUAUAGCAAAUACAUUUCAUGACAAAAUGUACAUAAAGUCAAAAUCUGCAGACAAGGUGAGUUCUAACAUUCCUUGUGUUGUUUUCUUUGCUUAUAUUAUGUCCAAACCACUUAUUGCAUGAUGACUUUGGUAUUUGUGAAUUGUUGAAGUUAUAGUUGAGUGCUUUAGGACGAGUGGCAAGUCAAUGACAAUGAGUAGUCUAGCAUUGCCAUAUGAUCCGCUUAAAAUAUUUCCAUGAUCUAUUUCCAUCCGGUUUUAGAAGAAUUUUACCCUAGCUGGAAACGAAAAACAGAGCAUUUUAAAUGAUUGACCUCUAUAUAGUGUGCCACAGAAGUUCAUGCUUUCCCCGUGAUGAUGAUCGGAACACAGAAUUGGUAAACCUGUCUUGCUUCAUAUUCUUGAAAGUUGCAAUUGUUAUUAUUGUGCUUCGCUGCAGGAAGGUUUUGCUAAUUAAAACUUUUUAUAUGUAUUUACCUUGCACGUAUGAAAGCAAUCUGCUAUGCAUAGGCGGGGUUCCAAGCAUCUUAGUUGAUGUGGGGUAGACCCUGGAGCAUUUAGCCAGGGCUCGUGAGAGAGAGAAUCUUUUCGAGAUUAAGGUCCACUGCAGACUGGAGAGGAACAAGCAGAACUGGAAGUCGUACUCAUACAUCAAGUGCCAAUGAAUAAUGAUCCAAGUAUUCACUCUGGCUGGACACAUAAUCCAUGUUUAUAAAAUGAUUUGGGCAACACUGAAUGGUUUACUUCACGAUCAUUCUCUCAGACCAGCUACUGCAGGACCCUCCGCGGAAUACAGUCAAGUAUUUCAGGGAACGUCGCUGAUUUUUGCUGAUAUGCUAAUGAGAGAAGUGUUUAAUAUUUACUUUAUUAGUAUGAUGAUAGAAUAUGAGAAGAGAGACUGCCGGUUUGCUCAGUAUAUCAUGUUCUUAGGAGGUCAAAUUUUUGAAUCUAUGAUAUUUUAUUAUUUUCACACUAAUAAUCAAGCAUUGAAAUGAC
Daucus carota subsp. sativus is the source of this 4439-nucleotide messenger RNA. RefSeq names its product putative pentatricopeptide repeat-containing protein At5g09950. The coding region runs from base 75 to 3293 and encodes 1072 amino acids. The transcript is spliced from 2 exons. Gene Ontology annotation, molecular function: zinc ion binding; protein binding. The record is from RefSeq and is a predicted model, not a curated record. NCBI's taxonomy places the organism in Eukaryota, Viridiplantae, Streptophyta, Magnoliopsida, Apiales, Apiaceae.